AUGAGGGUCUUGUGGGGCGUGGGGCUUGUCUGCCUCGCGUGGGUCGGCGCUUUCGGCCGCGCUCAGAGCUUCUUCACCCACCCUCGCCUCUGCGCGGCCUCCCGUCCCGAUCCCUCCCGGCUCUCGGGGCUUCGCGCUUACCGCACUUGCUAUAUCACCCAGAAGACUGAUCACUUUGGUUUUGCUGAAGAUCGCACGUUCAAACAGCGCUACCUCAUAGCAGAUCAGCACUGGAAGAGAGAUGUUGGGUCAAUUCUCUUCUACACCGGCAAUGAAGGAGACAUCACCUGGUUUGCAAAUAAUACGGGUUUCAUGUGGAAUGUAGCUGAAGAAUUAGAUGCCAUCCUGGUUUUUGCUGAACACAGAUACUAUGGGGAGUCCAUGCCUUUUGGAAAUAAAACGUUCACCGAUACCAAGCAUCUGAAUUACUUGACUUCACAGCAAGCUCUGGCUGAUUUUGCAGUGCUUGUUCAGCACUUGAAGAGUACGAUCCCUGGAACACAAAAUACACCGGUUAUAGCCAUAGGAGGAUCCUAUGGAGGAAUGCUUGCCGCCUGGUUCCGAAUGAAAUAUCCCCACGUAGUAAUUGGAGCUCUUGCUGCUUCAGCCCCCAUUUGGCAGUUUGACAGCUUGGUUCCCUGUGGAGCCUUUCACAAGAUAGUGACUGAAGAUUUCAAAAAGAGCGGGCUUGGCUGUUCAGAGACCAUCAGAAAUUCCUGGGCGGCCAUUAAACGUAUUACUGCCACAGAGAAAGGCUUAGAGUGGCUUUCCCGCACAUUUCAUUUGUGCAGUCCCUUGAAAACCGUGACAGCGAUCACCUCCUUCAAAGCAUGGCUGAGAGAGACCUGGAUAAACCUGGCAAUGGUGGACUAUCCAUAUCAAGCCGACUUCUUACAGCCUCUCCCUGCCUGGCCUGUUCAGGCUAUCUGUAAAUACCUGAAAAAUCCUAAACUGUCAGACAAAUUGUUGCUCCAGAAUAUCUUCCAGGCUGUAAACAUCUAUUACAACUACACAGGACAGGCAUCCUGCUUGAACAUAACUCAGACGGCUACUAAAAGUCUGGGCCUUCAAGGCUGGUAUUACCAGGCUUGCACUGAAAUGGUGAUGCCCAUGUGCUCAGAUGGUAUCAAUGACAUGUUUGAGCCACAGAAAUGGGACUUCCGUAUGUACUCAGAAGAAUGUUUCAAAGCCUGGGGGGUACGACCCCGCCCUUCUUGGAUUCCCACGCUUUAUGGCGGGAAAAACAUUAGUGCUCACAGUAACAUCAUUUUCAGCAACGGGGGACUUGAUCCUUGGUCUGGGGGUGGAGUUACACAGAACAUCACAGACACUCUCGUUGCAGUUGUGAUCCCGGAAGGUGCUCAUCACUUGGAUCUACGUGCCGACAGCCCUUUUGACCCAAUCUCUGUCCUGCAGGCCCGCCUCUUGGAAGUUCGCUACAUGAAGCUGUGGUUACGCAAGCAAAACAGGGUCAAUAAGUGCCUAAAGUAACUGGAUAUAGUUGGGGUUGGUAGCAGCUUUGUUCUUCUGGUGAUCCUCUCUCUUCUGGAUUGUCUCUCUUUCAGCUUGCCUUCCAAGCAUUCUUUAUCUUCUCCCACUUCUUAAUCAAGCUAUUUGAGACAAGCUGGAAUCUAUGUGGCUCUGCUCUGGUUGGUGACAUUACAUCCAUGUUACAGGAAGCCAACAGGAUUUUCUGCUGCUCUUGAUUGAGCAGUAAGACCCACAACUGGGAAAGGAGAAUGUUUCUAAUCCCUAACCCCCUCUGCCUCUUCCUGCCCCACUUGCUUAGCUGCCUUUGUGUGGGGAGCUGGACUCCAUAAUUAUAUUAACUUAAGGAAUUUGGUGGAAUAACAGGUGGGAUAGCUGAUAACGUAGGAGGUGACUUUAAACGAAGAGUAGACAAAUUUAUGAAGGUACUUUUGCCCUCAAAAUACUUGUGGCUCCAGUUAUGUUGUUCUUGGCCAUUGCCUAUAAGGCAUUGUAGUUCAGUGGAUCCUGCUCCUGAUCAUGGCUGAAAACCGGUCACCAGGAAGCAUUGUCACAGCAGAAGAUCUUUGUCUUUGCAUGUUUGGUUACGAUGAUGAUGAUAAACUAGAUGGGCCUAUGGCCAGCAGGACACUUCUGCUGAGCUAUCUAGCUACUAAUUGCUCAGCUAGAAGAUAUGGAGUAUGUGGAUGAUCUCCUGCAAGUAGGGACUUGUUUAACUCAGGUUUGGUGAUGGCUUAGCCACUGGCUGAAGCCAUAGCUAGGCAAUGUAUGAGAAUGUGGAAUUUCCCAUUCUUGUUUGUCUCCUAAUGGAAACACAGGGGCAGAAUAUCAAGAACAGAGUUUGUCAUGUUCCCCCUUCCCUGGUUUGAUAAUUUAAGAGAUUUUGGUUCUGUCCAGCUUCAAUAUCAGCGGUGGUUGAAAGGACUGUAUAUCAGUAAGGUGCAGCAGGAAAAGAGAAGGCUUAAAUGCCUCAUCACAUUUAAAAUUGAGGCUCAUCGUGGUAAAAGAUGAUGCAUUGUUAGGCUGACUAUAUCUUUUUACUGAAACCUUCAGGUUUUGAAUCAUUCUGAGAAGGAAAUGACAAGGGAACAAACACUUAAGAAAUAUCCAAGCAAACUUUCUGUUAAAUCUCAAUAAACCUUUGUUGGCUUUUGAGGGGGAAAUGGAUUUGUUGCGAAUUCUAGCUACUUAUAACAAUGUUGACCAAAGAUUUGAAGCAUCUUUGGGCAAGAACAAAUCCAGGAGCGGUUUGUAUCACCAGUGGCACAGGUUUGUGCCAUUUCUGUUCUCAAAAAACUUUGAGGAUAGGCCUACCUUUUCCUAUAAGGCUGCAGAGAUCUAUGGUUGUUCGCACCAAAUGAUGGAUGGGUGGAUGGAUGGAUAUCCUUAUUUUGGUUAUUCUUCUAGAAAAGAUGAACUGCAAUUUGUACAGUGAUAAAAUGACAUUGUGAUCCACAAAUGAAAAAAAAAUUACAACUGUUAAUAAAA
This is a messenger RNA of Candoia aspera, 2976 nucleotides long. It is a transcript of the gene PRCP, whose product is annotated as prolylcarboxypeptidase. The record is from RefSeq and is a predicted model, not a curated record. The transcript is spliced from 9 exons. Gene Ontology annotation, molecular function: dipeptidyl-peptidase activity; serine-type exopeptidase activity. Lineage: Eukaryota; Metazoa; Chordata; Lepidosauria; Squamata; Candoiidae. Gene Ontology annotation, biological process: regulation of blood vessel endothelial cell migration; proteolysis; negative regulation of systemic arterial blood pressure. The coding region runs from base 1 to 1491 and encodes 496 amino acids.